AUCCCAAUCAUAAUACGGAAGUUGGAGUUUGUUUUGCCCUGGUGACCGGUCCAAUCAACGUCGUUCUAAAAAUGCGAUUUUUACCCAUCAUAUUCCAGAUUAUUCCGCACUCGAAUGUAGCGACGCAUGCAAACGAGCAAAUUCGGACAGUCAAAUGGACGUCGGCUGGGUGUACAAUAUCCAGUCAUAAGUACGGGGAUAAUAUUCUACUUCCAAUGCAAGGAGGUUCCCCUCGUGGCCUCUAGGGGCGCUACUAACUUAUAGGCAACACCGGAAGCUGCAAACAUCCUCAACCUGCUGUGCAAAAAAGGAAUGAUGAGCAGCAAACGUGAAAGGGAGCAGCAGAGGAAGCUGCAGCAGUUUUUAGCCGACCUGGCCUUGCUGGGUUCUUUACAGGGUUUUAAGUACUUCCAGCCUUGGUUGAGAGGAAAAGAGGAGCUGCUGCUGACCGUUGUCAAUGAAGAUGUGGGCUGGCGUUCCCCGGGCUUCGCCGUGUCCAGAGCCUCCGCCAGCAGCGGGCCCAGCAGCGACAGUUCUUCGUCCAGCAGCAGCUCCCCCAGCCUGGCCAGCCGGACCGGCUCCCCGACGCCCGAGCCCGCCGCCAGGGAGCCCAGCAGCGAGGAACAUCUGCUGCCGGCCUCCCCCAGCGAGCGAGAGAUGGCUGUGCCUGAGGUGAACUGCACCCUGUUUUUAGUGGCCGGCUACAUGAAGUACGGCCGUCCUCACGCUUGGAUUCGCUCCAACCACGAGCGCCUGGCCAGCGUCAGAGGCGCGGACUCCGUGGUCAGGGACAGGCCCGUAAAGCUCAAGUCCAUCACAGACUGGCAAACUGGAGGUAUUCGGGUGUGGGACGUGGUCAGCGAGCUGGUGAGUCUGUGCACGGUGCCCUUGCCCUCCAACCCGUUCGCCCUGGACAUGCGCUACAUCCAAAGGCUUCCCGUGCCCGAGCGCUUCCUCGCCAGCGGAGCGCUGCUCAACUUCCUGGAGACGUACGCCGUCUGCGGCAACCGCGACGAGUUGCACUACGACAAAGUAAGUCUGGACCGGGUUGCUCCCCCCGCAGUGCUGGAGGAGGUGAAGCCUCUGAGGCGUCUCCAUGUCCAAACCCUCCUGGAGCUGCAGCGGCUGAAAAAGACGCCCGUCGACCAGGACCCGCCUGCUGAGGGCUGAACGGAACACGUCCCGCCGUCGAAAAACAUCACCAAUGACAAUUUCACAAAAAGCUUUCUUGGACCCGUGAACCCGACCCAUGUUGUACCGAGAUUGCGAAAGAGCAGAAAACCUUAAAAAAAAAAUAUAUAUAUAUACUGGUUUUUUUUCUUGCUUUAAGAAGAGAAGCCACUCCUUCUUUAGGUGUGUUUGGUGCAAAAAAUGUGAUUUUCAUAAUUAUAUUUUAUGGCCAUGUCAUCCAGCCCGAUUUCUAAGCAUCAAAAGUAUUUACAAGAUGGUUUAAGACUCCAGGAAACUUGUCACAUGACAGUCAAAAGUACCAGACA
Syngnathoides biaculeatus (alligator pipefish) is the source of this 1496-nucleotide messenger RNA. RefSeq lists its product as uncharacterized. The record is from RefSeq and is a predicted model, not a curated record. Lineage: Eukaryota; Metazoa; Chordata; Actinopteri; Syngnathiformes; Syngnathidae. The transcript has 9 exons. Bases 313 to 1170 code for a protein of 285 amino acids.